AUGCGUCCUCUGUCCUUCAUUAUCGGCACAGCUCUUGCCUGGGCCUGCUCUGUGUCAUCGACAGCAAUCCUGCUGCCAUUAUACAUCUGGCCCAGUGGGGAUGUUUGGGAUCCGGUCUAUGAUGCCAUUGCAUCUCACCCUCACAUUCCUUUCUACGUGAUCGUCAACCCAAGUAGUGGACCUGGCGACUCCGAGUAUCCGGCAUCUGACUAUAUAACCGGCGUCGCCAAGUUGAACACCUUCGACAACGUCCGCGUCCUCGGCUACAUUCCUACCGGAUAUACCGCACGUAGCAUGUCAGAGGUGCGCAACUACAUCUUAAAGUACAGCAAUUGGUCCUCCUAUACGGCGAGCAACAUCUCCGUCUCGGGGAUUUUCUUCGACGAGGCUCCCAACGAAAAUGACCCGGCCAAGAUCGCAUACAUGCGAAAGGCCGCCAACUACGUCAAGUCUUCCAAGUUCGUGACAUCAGGCAACGCUCCUAAGACGGUCGUCUUCAAUCCUGGCACUAUCGCUGCGAAAGGAUAUCUGGAUUCCGCUACUUUUGUUGUCCAGUACGAGGACACAUAUGCGAACUGGGAAUCUCAGAAUCCCUUAAAGUCUGUGCCUUGGGGUCAGAGGAAUCAGACUGCCGCUAUUUUGAACGAGACGCCACUUACUGCACGCUUCACCGAUACUGCUCGCUCGGUGCAUAAAAUGGGGCUGGGUGCUAUGUAUAUGGCUAGUGGCUGCUGCUACAACAAUGACAAUACUGUGGAGAAGGUUGCAAACGCUAUGGCAGAGGUCUAG
This is a messenger RNA of Penicillium lagena, 789 nucleotides long. Its product is annotated as spherulation-specific family 4 protein. Bases 1 to 789 code for a protein of 262 amino acids. Lineage: Eukaryota; Fungi; Ascomycota; Eurotiomycetes; Eurotiales; Aspergillaceae. The record is from RefSeq and is a predicted model, not a curated record. The transcript has 2 exons.